AUGGCAAGCAUCACGAAUGCGGAUCUCUCAAAAGUGUCGUUCAAUCCGUCGACGUCCGUCACCUUCUUGCCGGUCGAAAAAAAGCAAAUGGCCACCAUCGAAGUGACCAACGGAUGCAAUUGUGACGUGGCGAUCAAGUGGAAAAACACGGGACCGAAACGCUACAAGACGAUUCCGGCUAUUAUCAAGACUGCUCCCGGCGAAAAGAUGACCUUCAAAUGCUACUUCAAGGGACUGGAACCGGAAGUUAUUGUAAAGGAUGCUACUAAAGAUAGGUAACGGUUUUUAAAGUUUCAACCAGUCACAAGAACGAUUACAGGUUCACUAUCGUCUACGCGGCGGUGCCGAAGAACGCUGUGCUGGACAAAGUGUUCGAACGCCAAAACGUUAAAAAGUUCAAAACGCAGAAGAAGAAGAUCUUGAUUUUCUUCCAAGGGAUCAACGAUAAACCGAAGGAGGGUGAGACGCAGCAGCCGACGGGCAACGACGAGGAGGAGGACAAGGACCGCCAGGGACAACUGCGUCAGAAGCCGAAGAGCGAGGUGAAGACGGCGUCGGCGCCGGCGCCGGUCGCACAGCCGCAGGCAAAGAAGGCGACGGUGGUGAUGUUCAUGAGGAAGGAGGGCGAGUCGCUGUCGGACGAGGACGACGAGAAGGAGGACGAUGGGACCGUGCCGGCUGCAGCUCCCGUCGCCGCCGGCGACGAAAUGCAAACAACCCGUCUGGCCGUCGACUUCAAAGGACAGCAGGCGCCGAAUGCUGCCCCCGGCACUCCGGUUACUCCUGGCGACGACCUGAAGACUACUCGUCCGGCGGGCACUUUCGCUGCUCAGGCGACGCCGAAUGCUCCAGGCACUCGGGCCGAUCCGAAGAGCGACCUCAAGACCACUCGUCCCGCUGGAACCUUUGACAACGCGCAGAAGCCGAACAAGUGA
Messenger RNA from Caenorhabditis sp. 36 PRJEB53466, 935 nucleotides. The record is from the annotation of a GenBank genome assembly. Lineage: Eukaryota; Metazoa; Nematoda; Chromadorea; Rhabditida; Rhabditidae.